This is a messenger RNA of Sus scrofa (pig), 2129 nucleotides long. RefSeq names its product poly(rC) binding protein 3 (gene PCBP3). The record is from RefSeq and is a predicted model, not a curated record. Gene Ontology annotation, molecular function: RNA binding. Lineage: Eukaryota; Metazoa; Chordata; Mammalia; Artiodactyla; Suidae.
GCAGUGCCUCGCCUGGAGCGCGAGGAGCAGCUAUCGCCGCCUCAGUCGCCUCAGUCGCCUCAGGCUCGGUCGCCUCAGGCUCCGUCGCCGCCGGAUCGCCCGUCACCACCCCCCAGCCCCGCCCCGGCCGCCCGCCCGCCGGCCGCCUGCGGGCACGCCCUCUGCCGCGGGACCGGGCUGUCCACAGACAGAGAGCGAGGAGCGAGAGAGAGAGAGAGCGCGCGCUUCACAUGAUUCCAUGUAGGUGGGCUCCACGACAAAAGGCGCGCCUGUAAACCGGCAGCGGCGGCUGUGCUGCCCUGAGUCUCCGAGAGGGUGAACACAUGCGGCCCGCGGCUCUGCUCUGACGUCGAGCCUGCGUAUGGGGGAAGGCGACACCAUCUGGGCCCCGUCUGUCCUUCCUCACGGCACCUUCAGCACGUUGAGCCACCAGCCCCAACUGCAUUUCGGAAGGAAGAUGGAGUCCAAGGUCUCAGAAGGUGGCCUGAACGUGACGCUGACCAUCCGCCUGCUGAUGCACGGAAAGGAAGUCGGGAGCAUCAUCGGGAAGAAAGGAGAGACCGUGAAGAAGAUGCGUGAGGAGAGCGGGGCAAGGAUCAACAUCUCGGAAGGCAACUGCCCAGAAAGAAUCGUGACCAUCACGGGCCCGACGGAUGCCAUCUUCAAGGCUUUUGCCAUGAUUGCCUACAAGUUUGAGGAGGACAUCAUUAACUCCAUGAGCAACAGUCCGGCCACCAGCAAGCCCCCAGUGACGCUGAGGUUGGUGGUCCCCGCCAGCCAGUGCGGGUCCCUGAUUGGCAAAGGCGGCUCCAAGAUCAAGGAGAUCAGGGAGUCCACAGGUGCCCAGGUCCAGGUGGCCGGGGACAUGCUGCCCAACUCCACGGAGCGGGCGGUGACCAUCUCAGGGACCCCCGAUGCCAUCAUCCAGUGCGUCAAGCAGAUCUGUGUGGUCAUGCUGGAGUCCCCACCGAAAGGUGCCACCAUUCCCUACCGCCCAAAGCCCGCCUCCACCCCUGUCAUUUUUGCAGGUGGUCAGGUAAGAGCCGACCCGCUCGCGGCCUCCACUGCCAACCUCAGCCUUUUACUGCAGCCCCCGCCGCUGCCCGCCUACACGAUCCAGGGACAGUACGCCAUCCCCCACCCAGAUCAGUUGACCAAGCUCCACCAGCUGGCCAUGCAGCAAACCCCCUUUCCUCCCCUCGGACAGACCAACCCCGCUUUCCCCGGAGACAAGCUGCCUUUACACUCCUCCGAAGAAGCUCCAAAUCUGAUGGGCCAGCCGGCAGGUCUGGACACCAGCCCCCCGGCCAGCACUCAUGAGCUCACCAUCCCCAAUGAUCUAAUAGGCUGCAUCAUCGGACGCCAGGGGACCAAAAUCAAUGAAAUCCGGCAGAUGUCUGGAGCACAGAUCAAAAUCGCCAACGCCACCGAGGGCUCGUCGGAGCGCCAGAUCACCAUCACGGGGACCCCCGCCAACAUCAGCCUCGCCCAGUACCUCAUCAACGCCAGGCUGACGUCCGAGGUCACCGGGAUGGGUGCGCUCUAAGGCCGCCGGCGCCCUCCACCCGCCCGCACCCUGUACAGACCGUCCGCUCUCGUGCAAAUAUGAAGAGUUUUCUUUACUCGCAGACGUGACCUGAGUCCUAGAUGCCCCCGCCCAGCAGACCCGGCCGCAUCUCUGAGCCGCGGGCUCUGCCCGACGCUGCUCUCCGCGUUCACCGCCGCUCCCCGUCCUCACGCGUUGGCAUGCCGUGCCCCUGUCUGAAAUGCCCCGGGGACACCCCAUCCGUGACAUUUUAGAAGCAUUGUUCUUAGUGUCCGUGUAACUCUUUUGCCACUUGGUUGGACGUGUGGACGGCUCCUCUGGCAGCCGCCCUCUCCGAGGCCACCGCGAGCCGUGGCUGCUUCGGGCUGCCCCCUCCCCCCAUGUGGCCGCGGGGGCCAGCGCCGGGCAGGGUGCGCCUCCCCCUGUGUCCGAGGGAAGGAGCGUGGAGGGCUCGGGGAUCCUGCAGGGUGAAGUGGGGGUGAUGGCCCCUGGCUUCACGGAGACGUGUCACACGCAGCCCCAGGCACUUUUGGGGCCGCCUCUGCCCCGCGUCCGAGCUCAAUAAAAUCGCGCGCUGCCCUCC